Messenger RNA from Gekko japonicus, 846 nucleotides. It is a transcript of the gene HHEX, whose product is annotated as hematopoietically expressed homeobox. Gene Ontology annotation, biological process: regulation of transcription by RNA polymerase II; cell differentiation. The record is from RefSeq and is a predicted model, not a curated record. The transcript is spliced from 3 exons. Gene Ontology annotation, molecular function: RNA polymerase II cis-regulatory region sequence-specific DNA binding. NCBI's taxonomy places the organism in Eukaryota, Metazoa, Chordata, Lepidosauria, Squamata, Gekkonidae. Bases 1 to 846 code for a protein of 281 amino acids.
AUGCAAUACCAGCCGGCGGGGCCGCCGGCCGCCGGGCCUCCCCUGUACGCGCCCACCCCGCUGCUGCAGCCGGUGCACCCCACGCCCUUCUACAUCGAGGACAUCCUGGGCCGAGGGGCCCCCGGGCCGCCCCCCCCGCCCAGCCUGCCCUCGCCCAACUCCUCCUUCACCAGCCUGGUGGCCUCCUACCGGAGCCCCGUCUACGAGCCCACCCCCCUCCACCCGGCCUUCUCCCACCACCACCUCGCCGCCGCCGCCGCAGCCUACGGGGCCGCGUCCUAUGGCGCGUCCGCCGGCAGCCCGCUCUACUCUUUUCCCCGCGCCGUCGGCGACUACCCGCACGCCCUCCUGCGCCACGACCACCUGGGGAAGCCGCUGCUGUGGAGCCCCUUCCUGCCGCGGCCGCUGCACAAGCGCAAGGGCGGCCAGGUGCGCUUCUCCAACGACCAGACCAUCGAGCUGGAGAAGAAGUUCGAGACGCAGAAGUACCUCUCCCCGCCCGAGCGGAAGCGCCUGGCCAAGAUGCUGCAGCUCAGCGAGAGGCAGGUGAGAGAGAGACUGCUGUGGAGCCCCUUCCUGCCGCGGCCGCUGCACAAGCGCAAGGGCGGCCAGGAGAACCCUCAAGCCAGCAAAAAAGAAGAACCAGAGAGUGGGGACAGCCAUCAGGAUCCGAGACAAGAGAGCUGUCUAAGCUCUGAGCCAGAUAAGGAGGUGUCGCCCAGCCUGCCACGGUACACCCCCUCACCUGCUUCCCAGGAAGAGCUUGACUCCGAGGUCUCUGAUGAUUCUGACCAAGAGGUGGACAUUGAAGGUGACAAGAGUUAUUUCAAUGGUCCCAAUCAGUAG